Akanthomyces muscarius is the source of this 1116-nucleotide messenger RNA. RefSeq lists its product as uncharacterized. The transcript has 2 exons. The coding region runs from base 1 to 1116 and encodes 371 amino acids. NCBI's taxonomy places the organism in Eukaryota, Fungi, Ascomycota, Sordariomycetes, Hypocreales, Cordycipitaceae. The record is from RefSeq and is a predicted model, not a curated record.
AUGACUUGGGUUUCCCAUGCCACCCCCGAGGUGGACGCCAUCUCGCAGUGGCGGACCAUUGUCGCCGUUUGCGUCGUCCUGACCGUCAUCUCCUUUGCCGUCGUCGGCUUCCGCCUGUGGCUGAGCUUCCGCGGCCGCGGCCUCAUGGCCGACGACUACGUCGCCGCCGCCUCCUUCGUCCUCGCCUUCAUAUACUCGAUCCUCACCAUUAUCCAGACAAAGUACGGCCUGGGCCUGCCCAUCAAGCUGCGCUCCAAGGACUUUGGCGACGCCUCGACGUACAAAAAGGUCAAUUUCGCCGGCCGCCCGAUAUACCAGUUCGGCGUCAGCCUCUUCAAGGUGGCGCUGCUGAUUAGCUACCUCCGCCUGCUGCAGGCCACGAGCAAGCGCAACUAUCGCAUCCUCAUCUGGGUCACCAUUGUCGCCGUGCUGCUCGGGCACCUGGGCAGCGCCUUUGCCCUCAUCUUUGCCUGCAAGCCCGUCAACUUUUCGUGGGACCUCAAGGUCAGCGACCCGCACCCGACGUGCGUCAACCUGUCGCAGACGUCCCUCAUCUACUCCCUCAUCACCAUCAUCUCGGACGUCCUCGUCGCCGUGCUGCCGAUCCCCGUCCUCCUGACGCUCAAGAUCCCCAACGCCAAGAAGGCCGGUCUCGUCGGCGUCUUCCUGCUCGGUCUCUUCACCACCAUCUGCUCCAUCCUGCGUCUCAUUCAGCUGAACCGCAUUUCCUUUGGAGACGGCAACUCGACCAUGCUGGUCCUCUGGGGUGUCAUUGAGUUCAACGUCGGUAACAUGGUUACCUCGCUUCCGUUCCUCGCCCCCGUCUUUAUCAAAAAGGCCAAGGAUCUCAGCUACAGACGCUACAAGACCAACAGCCGCGAGACCGAAGCGUCCAAGAACUCGCGACUGUCGAGACCGGGCGCCGGCAGAGACAUCUACCACCUGGACGACGUCAAGCACCCCAACCACAAGAGCACCGUGGUCGGAUCCAGCCAAUCCUCGGGCAGCGCUGAAAACAUCCUUCCCAAAGAAGGCAUCGUCAAGUCGGUGGAAUAUUCCGUUUCUGUGGACAAGCCACACUCGGAGCAACAAAACACGCCAUGGCACCCGGUAUAA